Messenger RNA from Sorghum bicolor (sorghum), 2800 nucleotides. RefSeq lists its product as uncharacterized. Gene Ontology annotation, cellular component: cytoplasm. Gene Ontology annotation, molecular function: protein kinase binding. The record is from RefSeq and is a predicted model, not a curated record. Lineage: Eukaryota; Viridiplantae; Streptophyta; Magnoliopsida; Poales; Poaceae. The transcript is spliced from 5 exons. Bases 591 to 2528 code for a protein of 645 amino acids.
ACGUACGCCCGCGAGCUAGAGAUUAGCAGGACUGCACGAGCCGAAUAGAAGGCCGGCGCCGCUUCGAAUGGAUCGAGCCAUCCAAAUGGUGCUUCUGUCAACUGUCAGGUGGGACGGGGGGACGGGGGCGUGGUGACGUCGGAAGCUGCCGUGCGGCCGCAGUGUCGUUUCCCGCAACGCAACGACCAGCGGCAGCGUGGCGAUCCGCCCCCACCGCUCUUCCCUCCGCUCCGCCCUCGCACUAUUUCUAGCACCGCCGGAGCCGGGCUGGACACUUCUCAUCUCCCAUCUCCUCUGCUUCCCAGUCCCCGCCCGCCGUGAGAGCCCGCCACUGCUGCAUCUCAAGGGUCAGAGGUUGUACCGAUCAUCGCUGUGGCCUUCGCCGCCGGCCGCCGGCGCAUCAACCACCGCGCCGGCACGGGCGCAUGCAGGUGACAUUCCGCUCUCCGGCUCUCUCCGCCGGACGUGGGUGCUCCCCCGGAACAAAACGCCUACCUACUCUCUCGGCAACGUUUCUGGAAGUUCGUUGAGGCAUCAAAGAAUUGCCUGCCCUGCGCCGUGCGCGUGUGCCGUGUGACGGCGCGGCCGGGAUGGGCAAGAUGAACUGCUUCUCCGGCCUGCUCAGCGGCAAGAGGAAGGCAUCCAAGGGUAAGAACAAGGGCGCUUACGUCAAGAAGGGUAGUGGCAAUGAUUGUCCCAAGGUGAAGCCGGUGGAGUUCAUGGACAUGGCGGACACUGUUGUCGACGACGUCGUCAGCAGAGGCGGAGACAGCAGCGUUCCUGCGUCUGCAUGCAACAGUAGGUUUGUCGUUCACGCAGCCGCCCAGCUGCCACGCCAUGCCAGUGGCGAGAAUGGCGACAAGGCCGCAGCUAAGAAGGAGUCGUCCGCCGCCGACGACGACCUCGUCGCCGGCGUUGGCUCCUCCGGUCACAGCAGCUACGGAACUGGCAACAGCGAUGCCAAGAGCACCGAGCCGGACGACGGCGAGCGCUCCAGCCUUGGCCGCAUGUCGCCAACGGCAUCGCCGAAGCUGAUGCGCUCCUGCUCCAACAUCGAGACGACGAGGUCUGUCGUCCCGGCAGGGUCCGACCUGCCGGCGAAGUCGCGCUCCUACAACGACCUGAAGAUCCUGCCUCCCGGAAGGUCGACCGCCGCCCGCAGCGGCGCGAUCGACGCGAGCCCGACGGCGUCCUUCAGGACCUCGUGCUCCGCCGACCGCGUCAUGCUGAAGAAGCGGUCGUCGAGGCAGGUGCUCCCGUCCAGGAGCCGGAAGCUGUGGUGGCAGAUGUUCCUCUGGAGCCACCGCAACCUGCACCGGCCGGGCGCGAGCGCGACCAUGCCCACGCUGCUGCCGCCAUCGCCGGGGCAAGAAGAAGAAGAAGAAGAAGGCGGUGCCGCGCACCAGCACGACGGGUACACGUCCGACACGCUGGGCGCGGUCACCGCGGACGCCAAGAACAAAGGCGUCGCCAUCGAGGCGGACCCCAUUACGAGCCAGUGGGUCGCGUUCUCCGCCGAGGCCUCGCCGCUGGACCGGGUCAGCGCGUGGGUGAACAGCCUCGGGGACGGCUCGUUCCACGCCGUCGACGAGGACGAUGCCACGGGGCACGGCAGCGGCGGCGAAGGCGCCGCUCGCCCGCGACGGCAGCGGUGCUCCGAGAUCGUGGAGCUGUCGACGGCGACGGCCGGCGGCAAGAGGAACCCGGAGGCGAAGCGGCGCGCGGCGGACGAGGCUGCCCAGGCGAGCGGCAUCGUGCAGACGCUCAACACCUUCUCCUCCGUCGCCCACAUCGCCGGCAUGGGGCUCAAGACCGUCCCGACGAUUGCGGCUUUCUCGACCCUCCGUGCCGUCAAUCUGUCUGGAAACACGAUUGUUGAAAUCAGCGCUGGAUCGUUGCCCAAAGGCCUGCAUUCGCUGGAUCUGUCGAGGAACAAGAUUGCAAUCAUCGAGGGGCUGCGGGAGCUGACGAGGCUGCGGGUGCUCAACCUCAGCUACAACCGGAUCUCACGGAUCGGGCAUGGCCUGUCGAGCUGCACGGCGAUCAGGGAGCUGUACCUGGCCGGGAACAAGAUCAGCGACGUGGAGGGGCUUCACCGGCUGCUGAAGCUGGCCGUCCUGGACGUGAGCUUCAACAAGAUCACCACGGCCAAGUCCCUGGGCCAGCUCGUGGCCAACUACGGCUCGCUGCGGGCGAUCAACCUGCUGGGCAACCCGGUGCAGGCCAACACCGGCGACGACACGCUCCGCAAGGCCGUGUCGGGCCUGCUCCCGCGGAUCGAGUACCUCAACAAGCAGGCCGUCAAGCCGCAGCGCGCGCGGGAGGUGGCCAAGGACAGCGUCGCGCAGGCGGCGCUCGGGAACGCCGGCUGGAACUCGCGGAGGCGGCUCACGCGGCGCCUCAGCCAGAGCCCCGGGUCGGCGGGGAAGGGCGGCCGGGGCAGGGACGGCAACGGCAACGGCAGCCGCAGGGGCAGCAGGAGCAGGUCCAUGACCAGGCCCCAGAGCUCGAGCUUGCCAAGGAGAUGAGAGGCAAAACGUGCGACGUACGUACUGAUAAAAAAAAAUGGUCUUCGGCUUGAAGAGGGAGAAGAAACAACUCUAUGCGUUUAAACUGCAUGCAAUGCAAUGUUGUGAUGAGCUUGAGUUUGACGCAUUUUCCCGAACCUUUUUUGACAGCACAAUCUGUUGCCAGUUAGCGAUGUCUGUAGCUUCUAGUAGUACUACCGUCCAAGGAGGACGUCUCAAAUGGAAAAACUGUUUAGUGGCUACCAUUUGAUUGCUUGAUCUUGUUUGUUUUC